Messenger RNA from Paramecium octaurelia, 1084 nucleotides. NCBI's taxonomy places the organism in Eukaryota, Ciliophora, Oligohymenophorea, Peniculida, Parameciidae. The record is from the annotation of a GenBank genome assembly.
GUAAAAUUAAGUUAAUAUGUUUAAUGGUUACCAGUACGAUAAGUAAUUGGCAUUCACAAAAGAAAUAGACAAAAUUAAAAAGGACUACAUGAAGUAAAGAGAGAAUCGCAAAGGUAUUUUUAAGAGAUUAAAUCAGAACUUAAUCAAAGAUUGUCUAAAAACUAUAAGAAAAGAAUCGAAAAUUUUGUGAUAAACAUGUUGGAGAACCCUAUCGUAUGCAAUGAAUACAAGCCGCCUGAGGCAUAUUAAUUUAGAGAUGAAGAUCCCACGAAGAAUCUUGGAGAUCCACAAAUAUAUGUUAAAGGAUUUAAGCAUGAAAAGGAUAGAAUCCAAGAAGCAUAGGAGAAAAAUAACAGUUUGGAUUUCUUGCCAAAUUUAAAGGCAGGAAAAUAUUGCUUUAGAGAAAGAGAUCCUUCUAAAGACAUAAAAAGAGAUGUUUUUAGAUAUAGAGAUAAAACUGCAUUAGCAAGAAUAGAAUAAUAUUUGAAAGAUCAUACACAAUCUCAAGUGGAGAACAUGAAAUUUGAUCAUAAAAAAUUACUAAAUUUAGAGCAUUUUUCAGAAGGAAUAUCUUCCCUAGAAAGGAAGGCAUAUUUAUCAAGAUUGAUAGCAAAGAAUUUGCUACCAUCAUUACAUAAUAAAACUCAUUUUUAGGCUGCUCAAACUAUGUACAACAAUCUACCAUGUAAAUUUAUAUGUAAAAUACAAAGUAACUAUAAUGGAUCAUGCAAGAUCACUUCCUUAGGUUCAUACAUAGGAAGAUAGCAGAAGAAAACCACCUACAUCUCAAGAAAGACAAAAAACUAUCUCAUAUGAAAACUAAAACAAACAGGAUGAGAAUGGAACUCAGCCAAAAUAAAGCAUUGAAACAGAGACAUUCAAUCCUGUUGAAACUUCAAAAUAAAUCUUAAAGAAAUGCAAUAUAAUUAAAGAGAGAAAUAGCAAAGUAGAAUCUCCAAUAAUCUAUUAGGCUCCUAUAGUUCAUUAAGGCUCUGGACAUUUAAUUUCCACACUUGAUAAAUCCAUUUCAGAAAUCUAUAAGGAACUUUACAAAGUUGAAAUUGGAUAAUUAAAAUUGCGAUGA